AUGCCCCGCCAAAGACGUGUUGCUCGGUUACCGAGCGAAGUACCCUCCGAAACCUCCUCCUCAGCAUCACCGGAACGCGCCGCAGAUGACGACACAGACUUCUUCAUGGCCCAAGCCAACGAUUCACAAUCUUCCAUCGGAGUCGCCAAUUUUCGCGAUCUUCAUGUGCAAACAAACCGAUCCGUCCCAGUGCCCCCGAUCGGCCACCUUCCGCCAGAGAUAUUGAUCGCGAUAUUUUCUAAGCUAGUGUCCCCGGUGGACAUCCUGAACUGCAUGCUAGUGAGCCGCAACUGGGCUGCCAACUCUGUCGGAAUAUUAUGGCAUAGACCAUCCUGUGGGAACUGGGACAACUUGAAGAGCGUGACAGCCUCCGUGGGCAAUCCACUAAGUCUGUUCGCCUACGCUGAUCUCAUCAAGCGACUCAACCUGUCCACUCUGGCCCGUGAUGUCAGCGAUGGCACAGUCGUUCCUUUCACCCAGUGCAAGCGUAUUGAGCGACUGACUUUGACCAACUGCUCCGAACUCUCAGAUAAGGGUGUCUCAGACCUGGUAGAGGGAAACCGGCACCUGCAGGCGCUGGAUGUAUCGGACUUGGUACACCUGACCGACCAUACCCUUUACACGGUGUCAAGGAACUGUCCGCGUUUGCAGGGCCUCAAUAUCACCGGUUGCAAAAAAGUGACAGACGAAUCACUUAUCAUAGUAUCACAGAACUGUCACCAGAUCAAGAGAUUAAAACUCAACGGCGUUGAAAACGUCUCCAAUCGUUCCAUCCUGUCCUUUGCGGAGAAUUGUCCCGCAAUCCUGGAGAUUGAUCUCCAUGACUGCAAACUUGUGACCAGUUCCUCGAUAACAGCCCUCCUCACCACCCUUCGUUACCUCCGAGAAUUGCGUCUUGCGCACUGCGUUGAGAUUGAUGAUUCGGCAUUCCUAAAUUUACCAGACGGUAGAAUCUUUGAAAGUCUACGAAUUUUGGAUCUCACAGCAUGUGAGAAUUUGAAAGAUGAGGCUGUGGAACGUAUUGUUUUUGCCGCACCUCGUUUACGAAAUUUGGUGCUGGCCAAGUGCCGCUUCAUUACAGAUCGCUCAGUACAGGCAAUUUGUAGGCUGGGCAAGAACCUUCACUACGUGCAUCUAGGACAUUGCUCCAAUAUCACCGAUCCGGCGGUCAUGCAACUUAUCAAAGCUUGCAACCGUAUCCGAUACAUCGACUUGGCCUGCUGCAACCGCCUAACAGACGUCAGCGUGCAGCAGUUAGCUCUUCUACCUAAGUUGCGUCGCAUUGGUCUGGUGAAAUGUCAAAACAUCACGGAUUUGAGCAUUAAGGCUUUUGCACGCCGCCGAAGCAAUCCGAUGGUCAGUAACUUGGAGCGUGUUCAUCUAAGUUACUGCACUGGGCUUACUAUGAGUUCUAUUCGACCUUUGAUCAACGAAUGUCCACGACUCACACAUUUAAGUCUGACAGGAGUCCCGGAGUUCUUGAGUCCAGCCCUCACUAAAUUUUGCCGAGAGGCACCAGCAGAGUUUACGCAACAACAGAGAGACGUGUUCUGUGUUUUUAGUGGGGAAGGUGUAUUCAAACUCCGAGACUUCUUGAACCGAGACGAAUUGAACCAACAUGAAACCGAAGCCACGAUGUACGACGACGACGAUGAGCUAGACGAAGAUGCGGGCCAAAUGACCGGUCUAAUGGAUGCCACAGGCAUCAACGAUGAAGAUUACAUUGACGUCGAGACACUUCCAUGA
Messenger RNA from Penicillium verhagenii, 1746 nucleotides. Its product is annotated as putative ubiquitin ligase complex F-box protein GRR1. The coding region runs from base 1 to 1746 and encodes 581 amino acids. Gene Ontology annotation, molecular function: protein binding. The record is from RefSeq and is a predicted model, not a curated record. Gene Ontology annotation, cellular component: SCF ubiquitin ligase complex. The transcript has 2 exons. Gene Ontology annotation, biological process: SCF-dependent proteasomal ubiquitin-dependent protein catabolic process. Lineage: Eukaryota; Fungi; Ascomycota; Eurotiomycetes; Eurotiales; Aspergillaceae.